Messenger RNA from Musa acuminata subsp. malaccensis (wild Malaysian banana), 680 nucleotides. RefSeq lists its product as uncharacterized. Lineage: Eukaryota; Viridiplantae; Streptophyta; Magnoliopsida; Zingiberales; Musaceae. The record is from RefSeq and is a predicted model, not a curated record.
ACUCGACCAACAUCAAAACCGCCUUCGCCUCUCUCUCUCGCUCGGUCGCUCGCUCGCUCGCCGCCGCUUCGCGCUUGCUGGCCGACUGCGCACCAAACCAUUCAAGUGUGUGAUUGCAAGGCUCCAGAGAAAAGGCGAUGCCGUCGAUUCAGACUGCACUGCCUCCCGAGCUUGCUGACAACGUGAUCAGGUUGUAUCGAGAAUGCCUGCGGAGGGCGAAAUAUAUUGGCCAUCAGCAACACAACACUAAGCUUGUUGUUGGAAUGGUGAGGCAGCAAUUUAGGAAACACAUGCACGAAACUGAUCCUGAAAAAAUACAGAAGCUGAAGGAUGACGCUGCUAGGGGCCUCAUCAAUCACAUGCUCUAUGAGGCAGAAAAGAUGACAGGUCAUAAGUUCGCUGGUUCCAAAUGAUUUCCCUGAUAAUAUAUGUAAUAAAUCAGUGACCAAUUUUGAACUAGCUGCGCUGUCUUAUUGGCCUCAUGCUGUCUUGUUCAAUUAGUUUGCUGUAAAAGCACGUUUGGUGCUUAGUCCUUGUAUCUCUGAUUUUUGGGAGGGUUAUUUUUUCAAAUAGUGUUGGUGCCACUGGAAAUUUGAAGUAAUUCCUGUGACCCUAUGUUUUUGAUCCCCCAUACAUCAGAUAUACCUUUAAGAACAUCUUAAUCUUUUUCUUUGAAUCAA